UAGAGAGAGAGAAAGGUAAAGGAAAGUUAAAGAGCAAAUCAAAUGAUGAAUGUGGGUUGCAGGUCAUGAUCAAAGACCUAUAUGUAUCUUUCUUGUAUUUCUGAGGAGAGAGAGAGAGAGAUGAUCAGUAUAGUACUCUCUGUCUUCCUUCCUUCCUCCUAGGUUUGGUUUCAUGGCGUGCUCUUUCUUGUUGGGUUAUUAAGAGUACACUUCCCACAAACACCAAAAACCCUCUUCCUGCUCCUCACCCACCUCCUCGUAUCCAUAUUUCUUCCACCCUUUUCACACUUUAAACAUCCAUAUAUACCAAUCUUGUUCUCUCUCAAUCUCUCUCUCUCUCUCACACACACACAUACAGAUGAAUAAGCAACAAAGAUUCCAGCUUUUGAGCUCAAAAGAUCACACACACAAAAGGGAGACAUGCUCUUGUUUUGAUUAAUUGAUUUUCUGCUUUCUUGAUUGAUGGGGGUUGAAUCUUGAUUGACUUUUCUAGAUAGGAACAAGAAGAUCAUCUUCAUAUACAUAUAUAUAUAUUGUAUGGCUGGUCCCAGUAUUGAGAAACCAAGGGAAAUGAUCGCAUCCACUGGAUACUGCUACUCCGGUGCUUCUUCAAGUCAUCAUCUGGUGACCCAGUUGCAAAGCUUUGACCCGAACCCGGAGAUCUACAACAUGAGUACUGCAGGCAUGGGGGGGAUGAUAGGGUUUCCAUCAAAGACGACCCUGCAUCAAGAAAACGGGUCGGGUUUAUGGAAGGGGUUCUUCGGCGGCAAACCCUUCGGCGGCAACCCCGCCGGUCAUCAUUCAUCAUCUUCCAAGGAAAUCAACGAGCCCACAUCGAGUGAGUUCCAUCACCACGAUUUCAGCAAGCAGCAGCACGACUUAACAACAGCCGUUUCUGACACUACCAACGAGACCCUGAUGGUCUCGCCCGAUUCUUCAUACCACCACAACAGAUUGCUAGCGGAGAUGGAUCCGUCUUUGAGGUCAUGUGUUUUCCCUUUUGAAGGAAAUGAAAGGCCGAGCCAAGGCCUUUCACUCUCUCUGAGCUCAUCGAAUCCUUCAAGCAUAGGACUACAGUCUUUUGAGUUCAGACAACAACAUGAGGAUUUGAGAUUCGGGCCGUCGAGUUCCAGGUCUGUGAAUGUUCAAGGACAGCAGCAUCAGUCUCAGGUUGUGAGGAAUUCGAAGUACUUGGGCCCUGCUCAGGAGCUUCUGAAUGAGUUCUGUAAUCUUGGAACAAAGGAAACUGACAAGUCCUCCUCCAAGAUUAAGGUUCAGAAGAUGAGUGGUGAAUGGCAGGACGAGGAUGCUGUCAAAAAGCAGUCUCUUUACUCCCUUGACCUUCUUGAAUUGCAGAGAAGAAAAACCAAGUUGCUUCAAAUGCUAGAAGAAGUGGAUAAAAGGUACAAACACUACUGUGAUCAGAUGAAGGCUGUGGUGUCAUCCUUUGAAGCAGUAGCUGGAAAUGGAGCAGCAACAGUGUAUUCUGCCAUGGCUUCCAGGGCCAUGUCAAAGCAUUUCAGGUGCUUGAGAGAUGGGAUUUUGAGCCAAAUUAGGGCCACAAAGAAGGCUAUGGGGGAUAAAGACACUUCCACACCAGGAACAAUGAAAGGGGAGACUCCAAGACUUAGAAUUCUUGAUCAAACACUUAGGCAACAAAGGGCUCUCCAGCAAAUGAGCAUGAUGGAGAGCCAUCCAUGGAGACCGCAACGAGGCCUACCGGAGAGAUCCGUCUCCGUUCUCCGUGCUUGGCUUUUCGAGCACUUUCUCCACCCGUAUCCAAGUGAUGUAGAUAAACAUAUUUUAGCCCGCCAAACAGGCCUCUCAAGAAGCCAGGUCUCCAACUGGUUUAUCAAUGCGAGAGUCAGGCUAUGGAAACCCAUGGUGGAGGAGAUGUAUUUAGAAGAGCAAAAAGAGGAGGAAGGCAUCGGAGACGGCGCCUCCGCCGCCGCCAAUCUUGAUGACAAUCAUCAUGAUCAUCAUGGGCUGACGAUUCAGAAUCCUUCAAGAACCAAAGAUCAAAAGCCGGCCCACGAUCAACUGGUCAGAAUAGAUUCCGAGUGUCUUUCUUCCAUAAUCAACAACACAGACAAAAACGCUUCCAAGAAUAAGAGCAAGGCUGCAGCCCUUCAGAAUCAUGAACAGCAGAAUCAUCCCUGCAGUUUUGGUAGACCCGGAGACUCAUAUAGUGCCAUGGAACUCGACUUCUCUUCAUACACCCACCACCACUCCUCCGCCGGCGGCGGACCCACCAACUACGGCGGUGGAGGGGUGUCAUUGACACUGGGGUUGCAUCAGCACGGCGGCGGUGGUGGCGUGAGCUUGCCGUUCUCUCCAGUAUCAGUACAAAGCUCACUGUUCUACCCUAGAGACCACAUGGAAGAUUGCCAGACAGUUCAGUACUCACUCUUGGACAGUGAAAACCAGAAUUUACCGUACAGGAAUUUAAUGGGCGCACAGCUGCUUCAUGAUCUGGCUGGAUAGUUCAAUUUCGAGCAAUUCUUGUUUUGUCGGUGAAGUUAAAAAUUUGCGGGGAGUUGUCAAGAAAGAUUAAACCUAUGUAUUAUUACAUGAAGUAUACGUAAAUUACUAGGAAUGGAAAGAAUUUUAUCUGCAGUUAAAUCGUGUUAGGUACAUACAAUUAAUGAAAGCUCAUUUGCUUAUAUGGCUGCAACUAGCUAGUCUUGAUUAAUAAUUGCUCUUUUCUCUUUCUUUCAUUUUUCUUUUUAAUAGUAGAAAAGCUAAUUACUCUUGAUUAGUCAA
Sesamum indicum (sesame) is the source of this 2763-nucleotide messenger RNA. RefSeq names its product homeobox protein BEL1 homolog. The record is from RefSeq and is a predicted model, not a curated record. Gene Ontology annotation, molecular function: DNA binding. NCBI's taxonomy places the organism in Eukaryota, Viridiplantae, Streptophyta, Magnoliopsida, Lamiales, Pedaliaceae. Gene Ontology annotation, biological process: regulation of DNA-templated transcription.